This is a messenger RNA of Zingiber officinale, 1638 nucleotides long. Its product is annotated as kinesin-like protein KIN-1. NCBI's taxonomy places the organism in Eukaryota, Viridiplantae, Streptophyta, Magnoliopsida, Zingiberales, Zingiberaceae. Gene Ontology annotation, biological process: microtubule-based movement; mitotic spindle organization. Gene Ontology annotation, molecular function: ATP binding; microtubule binding; microtubule motor activity. The transcript has 15 exons. The record is from RefSeq and is a predicted model, not a curated record. The coding region runs from base 29 to 1015 and encodes 328 amino acids.
AAUGCUUUUAUCUCACUAAAUUGGAACGAUGGCCAACAUAACAGUUUGUGUGAGGUUUAGACCGUUGAUUUCAAGUGAGAAAAGGCUUCAUGAUGAAUCUACACGCAUUCAGGCCUUUGACACACAGUCUUUUGCAUUCAAGGAUGAGAAGGAGGAAGAUGCUAUCUUUUGCUUUGACAGGGUGUUCUAUCAAGAUUCUGAGCAAGUAGAAGUCUGUGACUUCCUCGCAACACCAAUAAUUGAAGGUGCCUUAAAUGCAAUAAAUGGUACGAUUCUCAUUUAUGGCCAGACUGGAGCUGGAAAGACUUACACUAUGGAAGGACCUAGUGUCUUGGACGAGGAUCAAAAGAAAAAAGGUCUUCUUCCACGAGUUGUUGAUGGACUUUUUGAAGGCAUGAAAUCUUUUGGUGAAAUGACAAAGUGGACAGUCAAGUUGACUAUGGUGGAGAUAUAUAUGGAUAAGAUAAGAGAUCUUUUUGAUGCAUCAAAAGACAACAUACAAAUUAAGGAAAACAAGUGCCAAGGAAUAUUUCUUUCUGGAGCAACUGAGAUGCCGAUUAAAAAUGCCAUGGAAGCCUUACGAUGCUUCCACCGUGGAAUUUCUAAUAGAGCGGUUGGCGAGACACAAAUGAACGUGGCAAGUAGCAGGAGUCAUUCUCUCUACAUAUUUUCAGUUCAACAAGAAUCUGCAUCGGAUGUAAGGUCAAAAAUAGGGAAGGUGGUUCUCGUGGACUUAGCUGGCUCAGAAAAAGCUGAGAAAACGGGUGCUGGUGGAACAGUACUUGAAGAGGCUAAGAGCAUAAAUAAGUCCCUUUCGGCAUUAGGAAACGUUAUCAAUGCACUGACAACCGGGAAAGUGAACCACAUUCCAUAUAGGGAUUCCAGACUCACCCGGAUCCUUCAAGAUGCACUGGGUGGAAACUCCAGAACUGCGUUGCUUUGCUGCUGUUCCCCUAGUCCGACAAAUGCUUCAGAAAGCCUCUCCACGCUUCGAUUUGGAGCUAGGCACGCCUGAGCAUUUUUGUAUGCCACUUUUACAACAAGAAACUAAAUAUCUUUAUUUUACCGCAGGGCAAAGCUAUUAAAAUCUGCACCAAAAACCAACAGUUUAGACUCAAAAGAUGAGACCGAGCAGAUUAUCGAUUGUCAAAAUCAAGUGUAUAGACAUGCAAUAACACUAUUCAAUAAGGUGGAUCAAAUUAUCGACUGCGAAACUCCAAUGUCUAAAGACAAAACACUCUUGGACAAGCUGAGGGAGAAUCUCACUGAGGAAGACAUUGACAUGUUGGAACAGUUGUUUAAACAGGAGGGCCUCAUUUUCGUUCUUGAAACCGAUGAAGAACUUGAAUCAGCAAUUGAAGUAGUAAGAGACAAGAUAAUUUCGGAAUUCGAACAAACAGUUGAAAGAUUCAGGAUCCUGAAUAUCGAGCUGAUGAGAGAGAAUCAGGAUCUCGAAGCUGAGCUUGCGCCAAAAGUUGCUGAUCCUGCUGCAAACACCUCUUGGUUCCGCAAGGUCAUGAAAUGUUUAACUUCUUAUCUCCCUUUCUUUUACGGCGCAGACUGAUAGUGCAUUUUAAUGGAACCACAAACAACAUUUUCUUUGUCAAACGAUCUUGCAACUGGCAUUCUUGAAAGAUA